This is a messenger RNA of Thunnus maccoyii (southern bluefin tuna), 1750 nucleotides long. Its product is annotated as MAD2L1 binding protein. Gene Ontology annotation, biological process: regulation of exit from mitosis. The coding region runs from base 30 to 1271 and encodes 413 amino acids. The record is from RefSeq and is a predicted model, not a curated record. Lineage: Eukaryota; Metazoa; Chordata; Actinopteri; Scombriformes; Scombridae. Gene Ontology annotation, cellular component: nucleus. The transcript is spliced from 3 exons.
CGCAGCAUUCAGGCCUAGCCACGUUUCCCAUGAUGCAGUGCGGAAGAGACCCGGCGCGGACGUUCAAAACUAUGGCAGAAGAUUCAAAUAUAAUUAAGCUAACAGAUUUAAAUUUAAUUAAACUAACAUCAGACACGGACACGGAAAACACGUCCGCGGCGGUUAACAGCGGAGACAAUGAGACAGAAAAAGAUAUUAACACAGCCGAAGAACCGAAUAAGACAUGUAAAGUCUUAACGUUACAGAUUGUUUCCGACGACUCCAACUCAUACAGACUUUCUGCGGAAAUCGCCGGAAAACUCGCCCCGCAGGCUGUAAACACAGGUCUAAAGGCGAGAAAUGCCAUUGAAUUGAUAGAUGCCUCCUCUGAACAUCGAUUAAAGUUAAAUGCCAACCAAAAUAGUGUGAAUAGUGCUGAAGACAAGGAAAACACCGCCAUGUCCUCAAGCUCCACUCCUGAAAACACCCAAGAAGAGGAUACUUCGGGUCAGAAAAGUUUGCAGGAUUCCAACUUGCCUGCCAGUAAACAACAUAGUAACACCGAGGACAAUGAUGUUGAAGCGAUGAGAAGAGCGCAGGAGGAAGGCCGUGUGAACGUUGUCUUCCCUGGCACUGUAACACAAGAAGGCUGCUGCCGUUUUGUCAGCGAAAUCCUCAAGUGUAUUCUGUAUCAGAGACAGCAGCUACCCAUGACGUACGACCAGCUGGUGUACUCCCAGAAGAAACAGCAAGCUUCAAUGCAGGAUAAAGAUGUAGUGAGCCGGAGGCCGGUGCAGUCUGCAGACAUGGACUGGCGCAAGUGUCAGCAGACCCUGCAGGAGUUAGAGGAGGUGCUGCAGCAGCUGGAGGUGCUAUUUUCUCUUAGCAAGGUGCCCCGAGUGCUGCUGCUAAUGGGUGGCUCCGUCGUCCUCCCCAAAGAGCUGUAUGAGAUCAACAUGGAGACACUGAUACUGACCGCUGGAGAUCAAUGUCUUCGGGUAUCAUCGUGCUUAAGGCAGCUCUUCCGCACUCUUUUUGUGGCUGACCUUUUGUCUGACACCAGACCUGUUCGCUUAAUGCCCACCACAGUCUUAGUGCUGGCUCACAGGGAUUGCGGUGUAGGUUGGUUCCGCCCUAAACUACAAUUUAAAGUGCCAACUCGUGUAAAGAACCAAAUUAUUGCUCUGUCUACUGAUCCAAGCGUCUGUGCGGAAACAAGGGCAGAGGGGUCAGACUGGCAGGAUUAUGUGUGGUUCCAGGCACCCAUGACUAUUAAGGGCUUUAGUAACUGACCCAAAAAGAGGAGUGUGUAGUCUGAGAUAGGAGAGGCUCUCUUUGAGGAGCCUGUAUAUUACAUUUACAUUUUAAUGGUGGUUCAAGUGAAUUUUGAACUUUAAUUGAGCUGUACAUAUUUUAAAGAAUGAUGAGUUUCUACCUGUGAUUAAAACUAUGUUGUUUAACACAAUAGUGGGUUUAUUGUCACAAUCAGUAUAGUUAUCAUUUGUAUAGUUUUCUGAAAUACUGAGAAAAUGUUUUCUCAAGAGGAUUUGUUGGCAUGUCUUGAAAUCUUCUUUAUGGCAAUGUGUAUUAUUGUUUAUAUUUAUGUUUAACACAACAACACACAUAACAUUGGUGCUAUAUAGUUUUAAUGAGCAUAACUUGAAAGGUAUAAUGCAUCAUAUUGCUCUUUAAACCAAUCCUUGAACACGUAGGAGUGCCAGUAUCAUCUGUGUAUAUGUUUACAUUUAUUAAAACCUGAAUACGAUUUCAA